This is a messenger RNA of Nannospalax galili (Upper Galilee mountains blind mole rat), 1871 nucleotides long. It is a transcript of the gene Mtrf1, whose product is annotated as mitochondrial translation release factor 1. Gene Ontology annotation, biological process: translational termination. NCBI's taxonomy places the organism in Eukaryota, Metazoa, Chordata, Mammalia, Rodentia, Spalacidae. The transcript has 11 exons. Gene Ontology annotation, molecular function: translation release factor activity. Bases 359 to 1699 code for a protein of 446 amino acids. The record is from RefSeq and is a predicted model, not a curated record.
AGCCCUCGUCCUGGACUUCCGCUCCAUAUAUGUUUGGCGCAUGAUGGUUGUUUGAGAAUUUCCUUUCCACCUUUUCAUUUCAUACUUAUCCAUUGUGACAGAAGUUUAAGAUAGACUGAUCUGCAAAAGAGUCUGGCCCAGGAGGAGAGGGCUAAGGUUAACCCCGGAAGCAAUAACCAGGAAGUGAAAGUGGCCUGAGUUUGUUGGGCUGAAAUGUUGCCGGUACGAAGGUUCUGACAUCAGUCCUCAGCUAAAAGAGAAGCUUCCUUUAAAAGGGAUUGCAGGAUUGAGAUGAGAAGUACUGUUGGAAUAGACAACCUGCAUUGUAAUACAAGCUCUGCCUCUAUCCAAUGCUGAGAUGAGUCGUCACCUGUGUGUUUGGCUUUUUAGAAAUCUCUCUUUUAAUGCGUACCCCCAGUGGCACAUCUACCUCCAUUGUCAGCAAUCUAGACAGAUAAGUUUUGACGCAAGGCUGUGGGUUUUUAAACAAAGCAAGAAUCACAUUCUCCAUCAGCUGUUAAAUAAGAAUCAGUCCAGGAAAUAUUUUCCUCAAGAUACAAGGAUGCUUUGGAAACAUAAAGCUCUACAGAAAUACUUGGAAGACUUAAAUAAGGAGUACCAAGCACUUGGUCAGUGUUUGCAGGAGAUCUCUGUGAAUGAAGGAGACCGAACGUCCUUAAACAGAAGGCAUGCUGAGUUGGCACCACUUGCAGCCAUUUACCAAGAAAUUCAGGAGGCUGAACAAGCAAUUAAAGAAUUAGAGUCAAUGUGUGAAAGUCUAAAUAAACAAGAUGAAAAACAAUUACAAGAACUUGCAUUGGAAGAAAGGCAAAGCAUUGAUCAAAAAAUCAACACACUAUAUAGUGAGCUUUUUGAGAAUCUAGUGCCAAAGGAGAAAUAUGACAAAAGUGAUGUUAUUUUAGAGGUGACAUCUGGAAGAACUACUGGAGGUGAUAUCUGCCAGCAGUUUACCCGAGAAAUAUUUGACAUGUACCAGAAUUAUUCAGACUAUAAACGCUGGAAAUUUGAGCUGCUGAAUUACACACCAGCAGAUUAUGGUGGCCUGCAUCAUGCAGCUGCCCGAAUUUCUGGAGACAAUGUCUAUAAGCAUUUGAAAUAUGAAGGUGGGAUUCAUCGAGUUCAGCGUAUUCCUGAGGUGGGCCUAUCGUCAAGGAUGCAGCGCAUUCACACAGGAACAAUGUCAGUUAUUGUCCUUCCACAGCCAGAUGAGGUAGAUGUAAAAGUGGACCCCAGAGACUUAAGAAUAGACACAUUUCGAGCCAAAGGAGCAGGAGGGCAGCAUGUUAAUACAACAGACAGUGCUGUGAGGCUUGUCCACAUCCCCACAGGGCUGGUAGUAGAGUGCCAACAAGAACGAUCACAGUUAAAAAACAAAGAAAUCGCUUUGCGUGUGCUGAGAGCUAGACUCUACCAACAGAUAAUUGAGAGAGACAGAUGUCAACAACAAAGUGCUAGAAAACUUCAGGUGGGAACAAGAGCCCAAUCAGAGAGAAUUCGGACAUAUAAUUUCACACAGGAUAGAGUCACUGACCACAGGAUAGCAUAUGAAGUUCGUGACAUUAAGGAAUUUCUAUGUGGCGAGAAGUGUCUGGAUCAGCUAAUUCAGAGACUGCUUCAAUCAGCAGAUGAAGAGGCCAUUGCUGAAUUUCUGGAUGAAAACUUCAAAUCAGUAAAAUAAAUGCUCCUUUAUUAUUAUGUAAACAGAAUGGACUUUUAUCAAGAAACAGGUGUGGAAAUUUAUGAAUAUUUAUAAAGUACAGCUGUAAGUACAGAGUAUUUGUAGAAAUAUUUUUUAAUGAAUAAAAGUCAUAUUUCUUUACUUACAGGCUUAUUUUAUCUUUCAAUAAAUA